ACUUUGAUCCUUUCCAUGUGUUGCUAUAAGUUGGACAGUCCCAAUACAUGUCAUGCAAGUGUCGUAGCCAGUUUCGGAUACGAUCCAAACUACAAUUGCAUAUAAUGAGACACACCUUCACCGAACUCUUCACAUAAUAAUCUCAUUCAUACCUGAUCUCUUUCUCUCUCUCUCUAAAACCCUUCUUUUAACUUCCACAUCUCUCUUUUUCUUUGUUACGUUCAUUUACUUCAGAACCAUGGCCAUUUCUGCUGAUACUGCUCGUACCGUAGUUGGUAUCAUAGGAAAUGUCAUAUCUCUCUUCUUGUUCUUGUCCCCAGUGCCAACAUUCGUACGAAUAUGGAAGAAAAAGUCGGUGGAGCAGUACUCAGCAGUGCCGUACCUUGCAACCCUAGUGAACUGCUUGGUGUGGACGCUGUACGGACUGCCUAUGGUCCACCCGGGAAGCAUUCUUGUGGUGACAAUCAACGGCUCAGGAACGGCCAUCGAGUGUGCCUACAUCAUCCUCUUCUUGAUCUUCUGCGACAAGAAGAAGAGGCUCAAAGUAGUCCUUGUGGUUCUUCUCGAGCUCAUCUUCAUCGGGGUUCUCACUCUUUUGGUCUUGUCUUUGGCCCAUACUCACAAAAAGAGGUCCACGGUUGUUGGCACCAUUUGUAUUCUCUUUAACAUCAUGAUGUAUGCUUCUCCCUUGGCCGUCAUGAAAUUGGUGAUUACGACGAAAAGCGUGGAGUUCAUGCCAUUCUUCUUGUCAUUUGCCUCUCUUGCAAAUGGUGUUGCUUGGACAACUUAUGCUCUCAUCCGUUUUGACCCUUUUAUCACUAUACCCAAUGGGCUCGGCACACUCUUUGGAGUGGCUCAGCUCAUUCUCUACGGCACGUACUACAAAUCAACUCAACGCCUCUUGGCAGAGAGGAAAUUAAACGCCAAAGAAGUCAACCUAUCAGAGGUUGUUGUGGCUGAUCAAGAACAACACAAGAAAGCAGCCAACGGCCAUGCUUCUCAGAACCAUUGAAUUACUAUACGUCUGAAAGUAGUGGAUCCGUAUAAUAGUACUACUCAUUCCCAAGUAUAGAAGUUACACUUUAAAAUUGUGUCGACUUCUUUUUUUUGGGACUUUUUUUUUUUGUAAUUUUUACUCUUUUUUGUGAGUAAGAAGAAGAAGAAGAAGAAGAAGAAGAAGAAGAAGAAGAAGAAGAAGAAAAUAGUCUCGGUUUAAGCUCGAGACAGCUAGAUAACAUAAUAGCCGUGGUGUCUAAACCACUGAGCUGUCCAGUACUGUGUUGUAAUGGUUUCUCUUUUUAAUUUCCUUCUUUUCAGCACAAGCUUGUGACAUGACAAAUAUAAGGUCAUGUGUACGUACGUCAUACGGCGGUAUUAUAAUUGUUAAUAACAAACUACGUACGUGUUCUCUUUUUACCA
Morus notabilis is the source of this 1419-nucleotide messenger RNA. Its product is annotated as bidirectional sugar transporter SWEET4. The record is from RefSeq and is a predicted model, not a curated record. NCBI's taxonomy places the organism in Eukaryota, Viridiplantae, Streptophyta, Magnoliopsida, Rosales, Moraceae. The transcript has 5 exons. Gene Ontology annotation, biological process: carbohydrate transport. The coding region runs from base 239 to 1012 and encodes 257 amino acids. Gene Ontology annotation, cellular component: membrane. Gene Ontology annotation, molecular function: sugar transmembrane transporter activity.